Messenger RNA from Mesitornis unicolor (brown roatelo), 737 nucleotides. RefSeq names its product voltage-dependent calcium channel subunit alpha-2/delta-3-like. Lineage: Eukaryota; Metazoa; Chordata; Aves; Mesitornithiformes; Mesitornithidae. Bases 175 to 420 code for a protein of 81 amino acids. The record is from RefSeq and is a predicted model, not a curated record. The transcript has 4 exons.
AUAUUUUUUCCUGUGCCUAUAGCGCAGAGGUUGAAACAAACCCUAGAGCCUUGUGACACUGAAUAUCCAGCUUUUAUUUCUGAACGCACUAUAAAGGAGACCACGGGGAAUAUUGCUUGUGAUGACUGUUUCAAGUCUUUUGUUAUUCAGCAAAUCCCAAGCAGCAAUCUCUUCAUGGUGGUAGUAGAUAAUGAAUGCUUCUGUGAUUCUGUCCCCCCAAUUACCAUGGCACCUAUAGAAAUAAGGUAUAAUGAAUCCCUUAAAUGUGAACGUUUAAAAUCUCAGAAGAUAAGAAGGCGCCCAGAGUCUUGUCAUGGAUUUCACCCUGAAGAAAAUGCAAGAGAAUGUGGUGGUGUCUCAGGCCUUAGUGCUAAGCCUCCUCUUGUUCUUCCUCUGCUAUUGAUGAUUUUCUCAAGGUGACAUUUGACAGAUGUGUUCAAUUGGCAUGUUAAUAUAUGGAUAAACUGUGAUCUGGGAAAUGGUGCCACAUAGAGGACAUGAAAUAUAGUCAAGAGCAUCAGCAUUUCAUGAUUUUAAACUGUGGGUGAUAUAAAUCCUUAAAGAUAUGUUGAAAAAAGAUUUAUCUUUUUACUUUGCAAGUCAUGCAGAUGUGAAUUUCGCAUAUGGCAGUCAUGAUUCAUCAAAAAGGACUUGGUAGAUAGAGGUUACCAUUGCUUAGUCCCAUUGAAAACAAUUUAAAACUGCGUACUUUUUCAAUAAAGUAUAUUAAAAUCACA